Molecule: messenger RNA, 5172 nt
Organism: Vitrella brassicaformis
Lineage: Eukaryota; Vitrellaceae
Source: the annotation of a GenBank genome assembly
GGCACUCGUCGCUGGAGUGAGUCAGUCUGCAUGUACGUGACGCGAGCAAUCUGAGCAGCCAAGGCUAGGCUAGUAAACCUAUCAAUCAUUCUAUCUAUCUGUCUACCCAUACAUAUCAGCCUGCAGUCGGCACUGCGAUCGACAACGUCUGUCGCCACGAACCAAUCAAUCAAUCAAUCAACAGAUGUACAGACAUCCAAUCCAUCCAUCCAUCCCGUCCACGCAUCCAUCUCUCCUGACGCCGCAGUCGCAGUACUAGUGUCCUUCCCCCGCCUUGCCCUGCGUGGCCCGCCUCCCGCGAGCCAUGCACGACACAAAUAGUCAGGUGUGCCAGCCGCUUGCCGGCUGUGAACGUAUUGACAUCCACAAAACGUGGCUGGCCCCGUGUCUGAGUCGUCUCUCCCUGCAUCUGACGUGUAAAGGCCGAUAUGGCAGGAUGGGAAAUGACACGAGUCAUGUGCCACGCCCAUCGUCCCACAGCCGCCCCACAUGCGAUACGCAGGCAAGCACGACAUUGACACUGACACGGCGACGACACGCACCACCCUUUGGUGCCAACCAAUAAAACACCACGCCCGACCGAUGUGCCGACGUGUCCACCAAUGUCACGGCCUGCCCUUCCCACACCUCAUGUCGACCCUCGCGACCAGUGGGCAGUGACAACGGAUCUGUGUCACCACACAAUGAUUGCCAGAGUGUUGAUGACGUGUGGGAAGAGACUGGGAUGAUGUCGGAGCAGCAACCAGUGGCAGGACUGUCAGGUUUUGCACGCCAUGGACACAGCCAAGUAGAGUUGAGAGCACUUCAGGUCAAACACCUUGGUCCACGACAAUGCGACGGCGGGAGGGAGGGAGGGAGGGAGGCCAGCACUCAGUCAGGCAGCCAGUCAGCCAGUCAGGUAGUCGGCGGUUGAUCGGUCAGUCAGUCAGUCACGGUGACUGAGAGACUACACAUGUAUGCAUGCUAGUACACUAGCGGACGUACGGGGAGGCAGGAGGGAGGGAGGGAGGGAGGUAGGGAGACAGCGUGUAUGUAUACGUCUCGAGCUCACGUAUGUGUCCAUGCACUCAUGGAUCGAUCGUAUUGUACCGUCUGUACCAUGAUGUAUGUAUGUGUCGCAUGGUGGAUGCUGGCUGAUCCAAUGCAACAACGACAGGAGACGAUUCGAGACGAGACGAGACGAGACGAGACGAAAAACCGCUUUGCCGAUUCAUUGAUUAAGUGAGUCAGUAAGUGGUCGCGUGAGUGAGCCGACACUGUGACAAAGACCUGUGUGCAGCAGGCAGCCAGUGAGCCAGUCAGUCAUGAUGCGAUAUGUAUCCACGUGUGGAUGCAAGCGACGACGAGAUAGAGAGGGAGGGAGGGAGGGAGGGAGAGACAGCCAGGGAGGUAGGCAGGCAGUUAGACAGGCCGAUCGACGUUCUCUAUCUAAGCUCUACGGGUGCCAGCGACGACUCGCACACAGGUAACAUGGUUGGAGGGACGAAAGUCACACCCAUGCAGUUGGUUAGUCAGUCAUUCAUUGUCCAUAUACUGUACGCGUCGAUACAUAUUAUCACACUCACACACACACAUGUCAAGUCAAAAGCCAACAGCCACGCACUAUGUUAAGUGAAACCAACCAACAUGGGGACAAAAGCCUCAUCCGCGUGCACUGACUGUCACGGGCACCACGUGAGCACGGCGGACUACAAACUGACGCAGGAGGGAAAACGCAGAGAGAUAAGGAAACAAAUCACUUACCAAUCAAUCAAUCACUUCGCACGUACGUGAAAGUACGAUGGACAGACAGAGAGAGAGAGAGAUAGAGAGAGACGUCCAUUCAUCUGAUGCCAUGCAUGUGAUAUCUAUAGGGACACACCCACCCCCACCCACCCACGCCUCCCAGCCGCCAUAGCCUUUCCUCCAGAAAAAAGAAAACGCGACGACGUGACGACGGGUGUGUGAGCAGACACAGGGGCGCGCACAAAGGAACGAACGGAGGCAGGCAGGCAGAGAAAGUACAAGUGCGUUUCUGCACAGCCAGGGGUGAACAAAGGCAACGGCACAAACACAGCACAACACAAAGCAGAGAUAGGAUGACAACACAAGGCCACAAUGAACACGAUGCACGAAACAAACACACCGCACCACAGCACACCUACCAUAGCCACACGCGACAGUAUCCUAUCAGAUCACAUCGCCAAUCCAAUCAACCAUUCAUUCACUCAAUGAGCAAGGACCAAAAGCAGGAAAAAAGAGACCGCUUUGACCUUCCCUCUCUCCCCCUGUAGACCCCUCGCAGCCUCCCGCUCGCUCACAACAGCCAGCUAGACGAUCCCCCCAUAAGGCAUGCAUAAUUAACUAACGUCUGAUGUCUGUACUUGCACUAAAAUCCAGCCUUCGAUCCACACCACACCCAGCUAGAGAGAUAGCUACAAGUAGAUGGGCUGACUGAUGGAUCAACAAACGAGACCGAGCGACCGACCGACACACCACCAACCCCCUCCCUCAGUUGAAGAGGUCCUCGGAGGUCUCCUCGACGAUCCUCGACGCCAGCCUGUUGAUGGGGAUGAGGUACUGCGCCGUGCCCCUCUUGCUGAUCCGGCUCUUGACACCACCGCCGACACACGACAUGAGGCGACGCAGCUGUGGAGACCCAAGUGGCCUGAUGCCAGACAUGGUGGUGGUGCGGCUCUGCUUGUUGCGGAACCGGUCGAUCUCCUCAGCGGUAGGUUUGCAAGAGGCCAGCGUCCGUGUGCGGAUGUCGCGUCGACCUACGGGCACAACGAGGCGAGGCGACAGCGCAUCAAGUGCGACCUCCCCGUCGUCUGUGCUCGCACUCGUCGUGGCAGUGCUCCGUCGGUGCUUCAGCAGCGACUCACUGACGCCCAUCUUGCCCACGGUCGGCGCAGGGGAGGCAUCCGAGGCGCCCUCGAACUCCGACUCGGGCUCCUGCUGCAGGGGGAAGGGCUCCUCGGCGAACGAACCCGGGCUGGGGGUGCCCAUAUCAACCGGGGAGGCGGCCUCGGCCUCGUCCUCCUCCACGCCGGCCAUCUCCAUGUCCAUCCAGCCGCCGUCCUCCGUGUCGCUGCCGUUGGAGGACCCCUCAUAGCGGCCGAAGACGAACUGGACGUCGUCACCCAGCCCCAUGAGGCCGCCGAAGCCGGCGAUAGGCGUCAUGGAGGUGAAGGAGCGAGUGGACUUGAAGGGGAGGGCUGAGGGGGUGGGCUGUUCGGAUAUCUGCUCGGCGGGAGGGGGGAGGGAGCUGUAGGUCUCAGAGAUGAGCUGGGUCAGCUCCGGGAAGAAAUCGGUGGGUCGAUCGCGGCCGUAGCUGAAGUCCAGGUGGCCCCAGUUGGGCACGAUGCACACGCGACACCGGUUGCCGAAGUUCAUCAGAAGGUAGGCCUCCUCCGCAUCUGAUGGCACACAGACACACAGGAAUGGAUGGUUGUUUGUCGGUCGGUGUGCGCGCCUCACUGGACUCUCACCAGCAUCGAAGAGGUUGUCCUUUCCUGCGAGGUAAGCGUCGACGGGAACGGAGAUGUUGUGCAGGGGGUAGUCGAAUGACUUGGUGCUGAUGGGGCUGGUCUGGGCCUGGCCCUCGGCGUCCAUCGUCACCUCCUCAGCCACUAUCGUACUCGACCGACGCAUCAGCUUGAUCACGGGCACCCUCUUGUCGCCCACAUACCUGACGGAUGGAUGGACGACACGGGGAGAGCGAGUGAGACAAGACGUUGGUGUCUGUCUGUCUGUGGUGUGUGUGGAAUGGAUUGUGUUGGCGUACCUGCCGAUGGGUCUCUUUUCCUCGAUGAGCUGCCUCCAGUGGCACAUGUUCUUGUGGGCCUGGAAGCCGCCCGCCAGCUGACGAUAAAGCAUCGCCUGACCCAAGGACGAGCCGCCCAGGGGCGUGAAGUGGAACCCAAGAAUCUGUAAACAGCCAUACAAGUGACACACACACAGCAUGAUCAACAUGUUUCCCUCCCCCUGUGUGGUGUGUCGGGUCGGUCGGUCGCUGCUGCUUACGUAAGUGAUCCACGGUCCGAAGAGCCUUCUGAGUAGGUGUGGCGCGCAGAACUGGAGCACAUGGAUGACUUUCUGGAAGGUGUAGGCCGUGUAGGUGGACCAGCAGAUGAAGGCGAGGGCGAGGCGGGCCACCUGGUUGACGCGCUCGGGGGUGCGGAAGACGAUGCCGGGCGCCAAGAGCACCAGACGAUUGACCUUCAGAUUCAGAUACGGGUUCAGCGAGAGAGCACCCAACACCUGAGUACCGCCCUGUUGUAGACAGACAGACAGACGGGACGACAAUCCACACACACAUGGAUGGGAUGUGAUGCCUUCCUGCUGGUGUCGGUUCGGUCGUGCGCGCAUACCUGAGACUGGCCGAGCACAGUGAGUGAUUCCUCCCCGGUGAAGGCCAGGACGUACUCAAUCAUCUCGGGGAAGUCAUAGUGCGCCAUGUGCUCAAAACUCCAGCCGUCCUUGUCGUCACCCGUGCAGUCGCUCAUGUCGGCGAACGGCGUCCCGCGGUUGUUGCCCAGCCACACGUCGAAGCCAGCGGCCACCAGCUGACCCGCCAGGCUGUCCUUGCCGCCGUUGAAGACCCAGGCGAACGAGGUCUCGGUGAUGCCCGACUGGAGGAACACCACGCCGGCGGGCUUCUCGUCUUCCCUGGUGUUGCUCUUGUUCUUGCUGCUCUUGACGAUGCGGUGCAUGGUGAUCCUGACGUUGUCGCUGGUGCGGACGCUGUGUCGCUCCGCGGCCAGGUGGUCGCCGCACUCCAUGUUGAUGUACUCGACCACAUCGUCGGUCUGGUUGAGGGGCAGGAAGGACCGGUGCCGCUUCCUCUGGCUCGUGUACGCCCAGACGUACCCCACAGCCAGGUACAGGAGCCGCAUCAGGAAGAUCCACACGGCGAUGGCGACCUCGAGGGGGAGGAGGAAGGUCCGGAGGACGGACAGCAGCCGGACGGGGGGGGCGAAGAGCCGGGACACGUCCCGCUCAAUCAACAUGACGAAAAAGGAGCCAAAAGGACACUCGAGGGGGGAGGGGUGGGAACUGUGAGGGAGGGAGCGAGGGAGGCGGGAUCUCAGGGGGGGGAGGCGCGCUCCGGGAUAGACAGACCUCACGGAAAGGACGGACGACUCGCUGAAAACCGCCUCACAAAGCGCAAACAAGCAGCAAAGAUUCGAA